This is a messenger RNA of Episyrphus balteatus (marmalade hoverfly), 1961 nucleotides long. RefSeq names its product E3 ubiquitin-protein transferase MAEA (gene Kaz). The record is from RefSeq and is a predicted model, not a curated record. NCBI's taxonomy places the organism in Eukaryota, Metazoa, Arthropoda, Insecta, Diptera, Syrphidae. Gene Ontology annotation, molecular function: protein binding; ubiquitin protein ligase activity. Gene Ontology annotation, cellular component: cytoplasm; GID complex; nucleus. Gene Ontology annotation, biological process: proteasome-mediated ubiquitin-dependent protein catabolic process. The transcript is spliced from 7 exons. The coding region runs from base 374 to 1558 and encodes 394 amino acids.
AUUUUGGGACUGUGGCGUGCUCCGUGCUCCUGCUCCCCCAUUCCAUUCAAUUUACCAAUUUGGAAAAAAACUCACAUCGCAUAUUUGUAAAAAUCAGCCGUGGCGACGCACCAAAUCAGCUGUGCAGAUAUAAAAAUAUACAAAAAACUAUUUAAAGCAUUAAUAAUUUGCUACUCAAAUUCUAUCAAAUCAAAACAUUGAACUUUUUUCCAUGAGAAUAACAAAGAAUUUUCAAUAAAAUUUCACAAGACAAAAAAAAGCAAAAAUAGCUGUAAAUCAAAAGAAGAAUAUUCUUUUACAAAAGAAAGGGAGUGUGCAUUGAGUUGCUUGCUAAAGAAAAAAUAAAACGAAAAAGAAAAACUACACAACAAAAAUGUCGGAAAUAAAAUCAAUGGAACAUGCGACACUCAAAGUGCCCUACGAAGUGUUGAACAAGAAAUUUCGUGUGGCCCAGAAAACACUGGAUCGCGAGGUCGAUCAGACCUUUAGUGCGACCAAGGAGGUGGAAAAAGCCAUGAAGGGACAAAAUCCAACAAUUGCUGAGAUUAGCAAACUUGUUGGUGGAGUUGUGGAACGUUUGCAAGUGCUCAAACGAAAAGCUGACGAAAGUAUUUCGGAUGAGUUGGCUGCCAGUUAUGUGUGCAAAAGAAAACUGGAACAUUUGAAGGCCAAUGCAUCGCCUGAGAUGAAGACGAGCUAUGAAAUUUGGCAAGCAUCUGUGGAUCAAUGGAAGAGGAUUCGCAUGGAUCGAAUGGUUAUUGAACAUCUCUUGCGAAUGGGUUAUUAUGAGACUGCGGAGAAAUUAGCUGAUCGCAGUGACAUCAGACAUUUGACCAACUUAGACAUUUUCCAAACAUCUCGUGAAGUUGAAGAAGAUUUGGCUAAUCAUCGUACAGCAAAAUGUGUACUCUGGUGCAAUGACAAUAAAUCUAAGCUUCGCAAAAUCAAUUCAAAUAUUGAAUUUCAAUUGCGUGUUCAGGAAUUUGUCGAGUUGGUGCGAUUCAAUAAUCGAACAGAAGCAGUUAGACAUGCCCGCAAAUAUUUCCCAGCAUUUGAUAAGACACAAUUAAAUGAGAUUUGCAAAUGUAUGGCACUUCUCGCUUAUCAACCAGAUACUCAAAUCGAUCCAUACAAAGGCCUUUUUGACAUGGGACGUUGGGAUACAUUGGUAUUGAAUUUCCGCAAUGAAAAUUACAGAUUAUUCCAACUUUCAACACAGUCACUUUUGAGUGUUGCAGUUCAGGCUGGUUUAUCAGCACUGAAGACUGCUCAAUGUUACUCACCAACAUGCAAGAACCUCAACUGUCCCGUUUGUCAAGAGGACUUGAACCAAAUCGCCAUGACGUUGCCAUUUUCUCACUGUGUACAAAGUCGUCUAUUUUGCAGGAUAACAGAGUUGCCAUUAAACGAACACAAUCAACCAAUGAUGCUUCCAAACGGCCAAAUUUAUGGUCAAUUGGCUAUUCCUAGGAUAACAGAUGAAAAUGGUACUGUCGUGUGCCCCGUAACUAAAGCUAAAUUUUCGAAUCCGAAAAUCGAAAAAGUAUUUUUCAUGUGAAUAAUAACAUGUUUCAAGGAUAAAUCUCCACAUUUAUUUUAUUCUUUUUUGAAAUAUCUACUUUAUUCUAUUUUUUUUUUUUUUUUAAGAAUUCGUUAUGUUUGAUUAACUUUAAAUUUUAAGUUUUACUCUAUUCUUAUAAUAAUAAUCUUAAUUUUUUGUAUGUUUAAGAUUAAACCAAAACCACAAUGAACCGUUGGUUAUGCAUAAAACAAAACAUUUACCUAUACUUUGUGAACUCACAUAUAAUAUAAAAUUAUGAAAAAAUAUAUUUUUAUUAAUAUGUAAAAAAAACGAUAUCAAACAAUUCAUAGAAAAAUGAAUUACCGCUAACUAUGUAUAUCUUUGAAGUACUACCGAUAUAAAAUAAAUAAAUAAAAACAAAUAUUACAUUUGAAAUUAA